AUGCCGGAUAGAGAAUGGCAGCGAAGGACUAUCAAGUCUAUGAGUAUCAUGAGGUCCCCUCAUGAUCCCUACUUCUGGCCAGAGGAGCAAAUGCUUAUCGACCGCAGAGACAUUAUUGACACAAAGCUGCUGCUGGCCAUGCUGCUGGUGGUCAAUGCCAUCACCGUUGCUCGCACCAAUUUCGUCCUUGGCCAGAGACACUAUGAGUUGUUCUCUACCAUAGAUGACAUUGUGCUGACCAUCCUUAUCUGUGAGGUUCUCCUUGGCUGGUUAAAUGGCUUCUGGAUUUUCUGGAAGGACGGCUGGAACAUCCUCAACUUCCUUAUCAUCUUUAUCUUGCUCCUGGGGUUCUUCAUUAGUGAACUCAAUGUCAUCUCUAUCACCUACACCCUCAGGGUCCUUCGUCUCGUGCAUGUGUGCAUGUCUGUGGAGCCCCUGGCCCGGAUCAUUCGCGUCAUCCUGCAGUCGGUGCCUGACAUGGCCAAUAUCAUGGGCCUCAUCCUCUUCUUCAUGCUGGUGUUCUCCGUGUUUGGGGUCACUCUCUUUGGUGCAUUCGUGCCCAAGCAUUUCCAGAACAUGCAGGUGGCCCUGUACACCCUCUUCAUCUGCAUCACCCAAGAUGGCUGGGUGGAUAUCUACAAUGACUUUCAGAUGAAGACCAGGGACUACGCAAUGGAGGUUGCGGGGGCCUUCUACUUUAUCACCUUCAUCACUAUUGGUGCCCUUAUUGGCAUCAACCUGUUGGUCGUCGUGGUGACCACCAACCUGGAGCAAAUGAUAAAGUCAGGAGAGCAGGGACGACAGGAUAAAAUAGGCUUCAGUGAGACAGAUAUGGAGGAGUACGGGAACACGGACCUGCCCCUGGUGCACUGCGAGGUGGCCCGUUUGGAGAUGUCUGGCCUUCCCCAAGAGCCGCUUGUGGGAGGCCCUCUGUCCAACCUCUCCGAAAGCGCUUGCGACAACUUUUGUUUGGUGCUCGAGGCGAUACAGGAGAACUUGAUGCAGUACCAAGAGAUCCGAGAUGAGCUCAACACGAUAGUGGAGGAGGUGCGCUCCAUUCGCUUCAACCAGGAGCAGGAGGAGGAGCUAUUGCACAGACCCUUGUCAGUCCAGUCGAUGGAGAGCAAGUCCUCCCUGGACCUGCAUGAGAUGACUAGCCAGCAAGACUUGAUCACUGCGCUUGUCCAGAUGGAAAAGGUUCAGGAAUCUACCACAAAUUUACCUAAAAGGAAGAAGAGCAGCCGCUGAGAGGGCAGGAGGGGAGCCAAGGGGCCUGUGCACACAUGCCCAGCUGCUGCAUCUUCCUGCAUCCCAAGCCUGACUUGGCUAAGCCUGGCCUGAGCCCAUCCUCUCCCUUACACCUGGGGUGAUGCCUGGAGCUAUGGAGGUGGUGGCCUCUCUAGGGCCUGUGCCCGUGAGUUCUAGGUCUAGAGGAGCCAGGAUGGAGAAGGACGCUGGAUGAG
Molecule: messenger RNA, 1463 nt
Organism: Myotis lucifugus (little brown bat)
Lineage: Eukaryota; Metazoa; Chordata; Mammalia; Chiroptera; Vespertilionidae
Gene: CATSPER4
Product: cation channel sperm associated 4
Biological process (GO): transmembrane transport; flagellated sperm motility; sodium ion transport
Cellular component (GO): sperm principal piece; CatSper complex; membrane
Molecular function (GO): calcium-activated cation channel activity; voltage-gated calcium channel activity
Source: RefSeq, a predicted model, not a curated record